Molecule: messenger RNA, 668 nt
Organism: Pocillopora damicornis (cauliflower coral)
Lineage: Eukaryota; Metazoa; Cnidaria; Anthozoa; Scleractinia; Pocilloporidae
Product: tyrosine kinase receptor Cad96Ca-like
Source: RefSeq, a predicted model, not a curated record
GUAAAAAAGUUACUGUUCCCCGUCCAGUUCCAUCUGAACCAGCAAAAGUGAAUAAGGAUGCUAUUUAUGGCUCAGUUAUUGGGGUCCUCGCCUUUAUGUUCGCUGUUGCUAUUAUUUUCAUUGCCUGGAAGCGCCACAAACGUGAAAAAGAUGAUCGACUUAAUACAGUCCUUAAAGAGUCACAUAGGCCUCACAUUAACGAGGCAAUUGAACUGGAAAGUAGCGAUGGGAACCUUAGCACCGUGGUGCAUCAUGGUCGCGGAAAUUACAUGGAACUGAAUGAAGUUAGAUCACUUAAUGAACCUGCCACGGACCCAGCGCGAAGUUAUUUAGAAAUAAACGAAUACGCUCCCCUGCAUCCAGGAACGCGCUCAUGGGAAGUGGAAAGAGAAAAUGUAACGAUUGAAAAGGUUAUUGGAAAAGGUGCCUUUGGUCAAGUCGCCCAGGGAAAAGCUUCAAACCUUCGAGGAAGAGAGGAGACAAUUACAGUUGCCAUAAAAAUGCUGAAAGGUAACGCCACAGACACAGAGAGGAAAGACUUGCUGUCAGAGCUUGAAGUCCUGAAGAAACUCAAGCCUCAUCCACACGUUAUCAAGUUACAGGGUUGCGUAACUGAAUCAGAUCCUUUGCUUGUACUUAUCGAAUAUGUCCCGUAUGGAGAUCUCCUG